AUGAAGCUUAACCACAUGUGCUUCAUUUUACCAGCAGAAUCUGUUGAGAUGGAGAUGGUGGAUCACAAGCAAGAGGUCCAAGACCAUAGGCAAGCUAAGAAAGAUUCAUCUGAACGCCAUUGUGGGGCUCGGAUUCUUGGUUUCCUUAGUGAAUUACUUCAGGGGUUCUUUGACUCAAAAUGGGUGAGUUUUUGUCACCAAGAAGAACUGAAAAAACAACCCUCAGGCUUGUUCCAGGACAUGGAAGGAGUCCAAUUCUCAGAAAAGAUUGGUGGCGACAAUCCGAGGAUAUUCAGCUAUGCUGAGCUCUACAUAGGAUCAAAGGGAUUUUGUGAGGAUGAAGUUCUUGGCAGUGGAGGGUUUGGGAAAGUGUACAGAGCAGUUUUACCUAGUGAUGGAACAGUGGUUGCCGUGAAAUGCUUGGCAGAGAGAGGAGAGCGGUUUGAGAAGACAUUUGCGGCUGAGUUGGUGGCAGUGGCUCAUCUCCGCCACCGGAACCUUGUCCGCCUCCGUGGAUGGUGGCUCGAACACGAACUUGAGUACCAAAUUAGGACACCAUCAAUGAGGAAUCACCAGUUUCGGUUAGCAGACACGACCAGAAUUGGUGGAACAAUUGGGUAUCUACCACCGGAAAGCUUCCAAAAGCGAAGCAUUGCCACUUCAAAAUCUGAUGUUUUCAGCUUUGGGAUUGUGGUUCUAGAGGUUGUGUCAGGACGAAGAGCGGUGGACCUCACAUACUCAGAUGACCAGAUCAUUUUGCUUGAUUGGAUCAGAAGGCUUUCUGAUGAUGGGAGGCUUUUACAAGCAGGGGAUACUAGGCUUCCAGAUGGGUCUUACAAGCUUUCUGAUAUGGAACGGUUUGUUCAUCUCGGUCUUCUCUGCACGCUUCAGGACCCACAAUCCCGGCCUAACAUGAAAUGGGUUGUAGAAGCACUUUCUGGAAAUAUUCAUGGCAAAUUUCCGGAUCUCCCAUCAUUUAAAUCCCACCCGCAAUACAUUUCUUUGUCUUCCCCAACCAAUAGUAGCACUAGCAACACAACCAACACGAGGUCCACCACCAUCAUCACCGCCAGCACCACCACCACAGCAGCUGCGUCCAAUUCAUCAGUCUUUUUCACUGCCACGGGAGAAACCAUAUAUGCAAGUGCUGAAAGCGAAAAUAGUGAUGUCAGCUCUUCAAACAACAACCACCGCUAUUCAGACAACAGCUACCGUCGAUCAAACAUUUUCCCUAUGGUUGACACUCCGCAUGAAAUAGCCUUUAAGGAAAUCAUUUCUGCCACAAACAAUUUCUCAGAUUCUCGGAGAGUAGCAGAGCUAGACUUUGCAACUGCCUACCAUGGCUUCCUUGAAAACCGCCACCACGUCCUGGUUAAGAGGCUAGGUAUGAAGACCUGCCCUGCAUUGCGGAUGCGUUUCUCCAAUGAACUUCAGAACUUAGGCAGGCUCCGCCACCGAAAUCUGGUACAGCUCCGUGGAUGGUGCACUGAGCAAGGUGAGAUGCUAGUCAUCUAUGAUUACUUGGCAAAUCGUCUCCUAAGUCAUCUCCUCUUCCAUCAUGAUCAGAAGAACUGGCAAUCCAUGCUUAGCUGGCGCCAUCGAUACAACAUAAUCAAAUCGCUUGCUUCUGCUGUUCAAUAUCUCCAUGAGGAAUGGGAUGAGCAAGUUAUUCACAGAAAUAUUACCUCAUCUGCCAUUAUUGUCGAUCCAGACAUGAACCCAAGGCUCACUUCCUUUGCCCUUGCAGAAUUCUUGACACGAAACGAACAUGGCCAUCACGUAGUUAUUGACAAAAGUAAAUCAGUUCGUGGAAUUUUUGGUUACAUGUCACCAGAGUAUAUGCAAUCUGGUGAAGCAACGACAAUGGCAGACGUAUAUAGCUUUGGUGUAGUGGUGCUAGAGGUGGUCAGUGGACAGAUGGCUGUUGAUUUUCGGCGGCCUGAGGUGCUUUUGGUGAAGAGAGUCCAUGAAUUCGAAGCACGAAAAAGGCCUUACAAGGAAUUGGUAGAUUGGAGGUUGGAUGGAGAGUAUGAUCACAAUGAAAUGGUGAGGCUAAUGAAAGUAGGAAUGGCAUGCAUACGCACCAACUCAGAAUUACGACCAAGCAUGAGGCAGAUUGUCAGCAUACUCGACGGUUAUGACAGAUGCUUCAUGGAAGAAGGACAAAAGAAGGAGAGGAGAGAAGAUUGGAAACAAAGAAAUGCUUCUUCUUUGUCAGUGAUAAAGAGAAUUCAAGCUCUAGGAAUACAAUGA
This is a messenger RNA of Ilex paraguariensis (yerba mate), 2253 nucleotides long. Lineage: Eukaryota; Viridiplantae; Streptophyta; Magnoliopsida; Aquifoliales; Aquifoliaceae. The record is from the annotation of a GenBank genome assembly.